Sclerotinia sclerotiorum 1980 UF-70 is the source of this 942-nucleotide messenger RNA. RefSeq lists its product with no specific name. NCBI's taxonomy places the organism in Eukaryota, Fungi, Ascomycota, Leotiomycetes, Helotiales, Sclerotiniaceae. The coding region runs from base 1 to 942 and encodes 313 amino acids. The transcript has 5 exons. The record is from RefSeq and is a predicted model, not a curated record.
AUGGGUCCUUGCUCGCCGAUGCCAAUCUUGUCAGCCCCGGCUGUCAAUGAUAACAGAGUCGUAGUUGGUGCGGAUAUGCCCUUAUACAAGAAAUUUGCGGCGAGGAAUCUCAACGUAAAGGGGCCGCAUUCUGAAUCAAUUAGCCAAUUAUUCAACGCUGACUAUCAUGACGACGCUUUCAACGGAUUUGCUCUUGCAGCUUUAGUCGGUUUCAUUGUAACAUAUCAGAUUUAUCUUCCUAUUCAAUACAACUACCAACUGUAUGCUCUGGGUAUUGGCGGCUACCUUCCAAGCGAUGGCCAGCUGCUUUACGUACAAAAUGUGAGCAUCGUCAACGUCGCUUUCUUUUGGGUAACAAUCUACCUGGUCAAAGCCUCCUUCUUAUCUCUAUACUGGGCUUUGUUCUCGGUAUCCAAUAGUUUUCGAAAAUGGUGGUUCGUUGUUGCGGCGUAUACUCUAAUCUCAUUUCUGGCAACAUUUUUGGCUAUUUUUUGGUCAUGCAAAACUCCUACUCAACUUGAAAAUCUUGCGAUGACACUACCAUUAGGUAUGCUACGGGCGAUGAAGAUGUCAAGAUCUCGAAAACUGGGACUAGCUGCUAUCGCUGCUCUAGUAGUUAUUGACAUCGUUUUCGACAUCCUCCGAACUAUAUACACGGUUGGAAGUUAUGAGAGUACUUUCCCAAAUGCCAAUGCUGUUUGGGCUCUUUGCGAGCCAACUAUUGCCGUCAUGGUCUGCGCUCUGCCCACCUAUCGAACAUUGCUUUUUCGGAAAACCCCUGAACCAUCAACCUCAUACCAAGGAAUGCGGGGGACAAGGAGCACCCGGAAAAAUAACAUACGAAAUACAUCAACACCCCAUGAGAUGGACGACAUAAGUGCAUAUAGUCUUGCUUCUACUCAAUCUGUGUUGGGAAAUCAUGCGGAGGCACAUGUUGUGUGA